Symbiodinium pilosum is the source of this 258-nucleotide messenger RNA. The record is from the annotation of a GenBank genome assembly. Lineage: Eukaryota; Dinophyceae; Suessiales; Symbiodiniaceae.
AUGUCGAUGGCAAGCGGAGCUGGCGGCGGGAUGAUGCAGUCCAACCCUGCAAAGCUCAAGAAAAGCCACAUUGUUUGCACAAUGCGGCCGCUGCGAGUCUGCAUCGAGGAGAACGGAGGCGAUCUUUCAAGGUGUGUCAAAGAGGUGGAAGAGUUUGAGAGAACUUGUGACAAGAGACUGGAGUACGUGCAUGAUCGAGAUGGGCUAGAUGACACGCGAAGCGGGCUCUUUAGUGGCCAGAAGCAGCGCGCUAAUUGA